Molecule: messenger RNA, 15147 nt
Organism: Paramuricea clavata
Lineage: Eukaryota; Metazoa; Cnidaria; Anthozoa; Malacalcyonacea; Plexauridae
Source: the annotation of a GenBank genome assembly
AUGUCGGCAAGGAAAGCUAGUAAGAAAAAGAUCCAAUCAAGAUCAGGCGUGGAAGAACCAAACUACCGAAAGUGCGCAAAAUCAGGAUGCCCUGCUGAACGACCUGAAUGUUUUGCAGACGGUGUAGAAAGGUUGGUGUGAUAGCCAGAAUUAUUACAGUUUAAUUGUUACAAUAGUUAACAUGUUCUUAUUAAGCUGAGAGAUUAUCAAUAUUCAUUUACGAAUGAUUGUAUUAUAUGAAAAAUACAUCCCUGACCUUUCACCCCACCCUCCUACAGUCCCCAUCUACUUCCCAUUUCACUUUUCUCCUCUUUCAAUUUUAAAGCAACCCCUACCCAAACCUCCCUUCUUACCCCCAGCCCCCACCUUCUCACCAAUAUCUUUACCUCCCUCUCCUUAACCCCCCUUUCAGUGUUCUCCUCUCUUGUAAUCUCCCCACCACCUUGCAUUUUCACCCCACUCCCACACAGUUUCCAUCCCCCUCCCCUUUCUUGCCUCGCUAUUCAUACCUUUCUUUCCAGUCUAAACCCCACCUCCUCAUGAUCUCCACUCUUCCAUCUUACAUUUUUUACUCCACCCCUUGCAGUCUCCAAAUCCCCCCCCUUCCUGUCUCUCCCCUUGCAGUAUCCACCCAUCUUCCCUAGUUGUUACAGUACCCCCUUGCAUUUUACCCCACACCUUGCAGUCCUUAAACCCUUCCUUUCCCGUCUAACUCCUACCCCCUCAUUUUGCCCCACCCCUUGCAGUCUCCCAAUUCCCCCCUUUCUGUCUCUCCCCUUUCAGUCUCAACCCAUCUUCCCUAGUAGUUACCCCCUUGUAUUUUACCCCACACCUUGCAGUCUUAAACCCUUCCUUUCCCAUCUAACUCCUACCCCCUAAUUUUUGCCCCACCCUUUUUUCGUCUCUAAAAUUGUUUCAUAUCUCGUACAUUCUCUAUUAUGUUUAUUACACAGUUGUUGUGGGAAUGGUUACACCUCACGAUGGUACCACGUGUCAGACGGUGAACAUUUCUGCAACGAAUGCUUCGACCAUUAUUACAGAAGGUUUGUUACCAAAUUGCCCCAAAGACGUAGCUGUUCAGUAUAAAACAUAUGCAUUAUAUUUUCAUUCCUGGUAAUGUACGUUUUCUAUCUUGCUAUGUUUUAAAUGUUUCGGAUUGGUUUGUGUUUCAUUAACGAUCGGUUAUUCGAUUUGAUUUUCGUAUUGAUGUGUGUUUAAUUAAUAAUUGCAUGUUAAACGAUUAUUUAAAAUCACCAAAACACGAUAAAAUAGCCCAUAAAAUGCUGAAAAUGGCGCUCUACUGACUCUGGAUUAAUUAACGUUAUAAAUGCAAUAAAAUAUGCAGCAUGUAAGACGGGAACGCGACUGCGACGGAAAACAAACUCGUUGAACCAAAUGAUUGCAGAAGAAAACCUGUCGUCUAUUAUCCAUCAUAUGAAAAUAAUACAGUUUAAGGAUAAAAAUGAACACAGGGUUUUUGAUUGAGAAAAGUUCUAGGACAGGCCUUAAAAUAUCGGUCGGUCACGGACAUUAUCCGACCCAUUCGUGAAAUUGUCCGACGUAGAGAGGAAACCACCGGACAUUCUGUCCGACCAAAGUGAAACUGAGGUUUAUUGUUUGUCUGACCCAAGUGAAUUGGUGUCCGAUCGAACUGUAGCUUUGUCCGACGUAAAUAAAAAUGUACCCUAUCCCACGACUAGAGGCUUGUAUGUUAAACGGAAAAUCAGAGUACUAUUGUAUAAAAGGUGAACUGGAAAUGUUGUUUUAACGUAGUCGAGCGCGGGGCGGCGAGCGAAAUGGUGAAGUGGAAAACGGGCUUAAGUUGUCGAAGUCUUUUUUUAACACUGCUGUUCUGGCAAGCAAGCUAAUUUUGGCUUGGAAAUAAGUAUGAAAGAAACGAAUUAUUUAAUAUCUUUACAACAUUUACCGAUUAUUCAUUUGUGUCAUUCAGACUUAUUUCCGAGCCAAAACUGAACUGAAGGUCUUCGGACAUAUGUCCGACCCAAACUCAACGUCACCGGACAUUUUGUCAGACGGCCCUCUAAAAGAUAUUUUAAGGCCUGCAGUAGGAACCCAAUUUAAAAUAGCUGUUGUCCCAGCUUGAGAUGUGAGCGCUGUAUACAAGACGUGAUAUUCUGUAUUUUGCCGUUGUAAAACAGAGCUACGGCGACGUCUAAAACGUCCGUGAGAUUUCAAUUAUUAAUUUCUGCUCACUUUCUUGCAUUAAUAUGAUAUUAUUAGCUGUUCUCGUUUCACUUUCGUCCUGCUUGUUGAAGUUCUUAAUAACAGUACUUCAGUAGUUCUUAUACAAUUACUUUAUGAUUUCCGUGUUUGGAUCGAUGGCCUGAUCCAAACACGCGGGAAUGUUGCGAGAGUUAAGAAAAGCGCGCGAAAUCAUUCGCCGAAUUUCACUUUAAAUUUCCGUGUUUGGAUGGUCUGAUCCAAACACAGGUUUCGACCAAUCAGAGCACGCGUUAUAUACAUGUUAUUUUAUAAUUAAAAUUAUAAACGUGUAAAAUUUAAGGCGGCGGCGGUCUUCGCUCGAAACGUCGAUGUUUUGCUUGUAUUUUUCAGGUCGUUGAAUCCUUCUCAAUCUGCAAAUUUAGAAAUGCUUUUAAAAAGUUAGCCGGCGGUGAAGAGGGGGGCAAGGGUAUUUUCGUGACCCGUGAUUAGCAAUUAUUCGUGCUUCGUGAUUCGUGAUUCGAAGAAAUAACAUUCCGUGAAUCGUGAUUAAUAUGCGUGCCGUGAAUCGUGAAGAGCUAAAAGGGCUAGCUAGGGUCUUGAAUUUUCCAAUAUUUUACCCUAAAUUGUGAAUGUUUACGUUUAAAACUCGACCCAAAUUUAGUAUUAACGUUAAAAAAAUGAAAAAAUUUGCUUCCCGCGGUUGUCUUUCUUUAGGUUUCUUCGUUUCAUCGUAAACGUCGUUCUCGUGUACCUUCGUACCUCUUCGUAGACUUCAUGAACCAUCGUAAGACGCUCGUAAUGUUUCGUAAUGCCUUGCAAUGAUUGAUAGUCCUUUAAAAGCUCUAAUGUUAAAGUCAGUAAAAUGUGUUUGUGUUAACAUCGAUUUCUGCUGUCUAGAAAAUCGUUAAAUAGUUUCAGACUUUGUUUAUACGCUUCUGUGUUUCUAAAAAUCGUGAAAAUGAAAUUUUGUUUUUCGUGACUCGUGAAAUCUAAAAAUGAUCUUCGUGAUUUCGUGAAGAGACCCCCCCCUUGCCCCCCCCCCCCCUCGGUUAACGUCGGAGCACCCGCCUGAGAGCGCUUGCUUUGCAGGUAACCGUCGGAGCUCCUUAUUUUAAAAGCCUUGAGUGACAUGCCUGUAAUCUCUUUGACUAGCCACAAAGAUGGUUUCCAGGCUUACGAACAGUGGAAGAAGGACUGGAACAGCAACAGUCAACACGAAGGCAAUCUUAAGAUGUUUAUGGCUGAGCGUAUCUUGCCGUACUGGGUGAAAUGUUGCGACUGUGGUAAAUGGCGACAAUAUCCUCUGACCGAAGGCGAUCUGAGCACGGAUAUUGUGGAGUCCUGGACAUGCAGGAGUUAUAGAAAACUGAAGAAGGUGAGACGAAAGAACAUUAUUCGCAGAUGUUUGUGAUGUUACUCUGAGUAUGCAUCUACACCGGGCAAGCUGAAAAGUUUGCCUGACCACGGUGGGAAUCGAACCCGCGACCUUUGGGAUAAUAAGUUGCAAAAAGGUGUAGGUAUGUGGAUACCACCCGCGAGGAAGGACAGGGGCCGAUUUAGCCUCAUUUGCCAGGAGGGAUGAAGGUUAUCCAUGGGGUGGUUCUUGAGGGAGCCUUGCUACCCACUAUCCUCUGCAGUCUGCAACGCUACUAUCCUGACAUUACCAUUACUUAAGAUGGCCGAAUCUUCAUGUUCGCCGUUCUGUACGUUUUACAUUAUCUUUUGUUUAUAAAGUUUAUAUCGGCUUUUUAUCACCUGUUCGUGACUAAAUUUGCUUGUUCAAGUACAGUAUAUUUGAAAAUAUGGCUGUAUGUUUAACCAUGAUAUUUAACUAAAGCAUUUUGAAUAUUUUCUCACGAGCUCGCAAAUCAAAAGCUUUGACAAGAUUCAAAGCUUUGAAAAGCAUUCUAACUUCGUUGAAAUUUCCACUGUAGAAAAGCGAAGAUGAUAAAGUGGAAAACAAUCUGUGCAACGGCGAUGAAGACGAGGUGUGGUAACAUUUAGUUUUUUUCGGUUCUUUGCCGGUAGUGUCGAGUCAGGGCCUAUCCCUAAGAGCCCAAAGUGAGAUCUGCAUGUCUUUUGUUAACGUAUGUAAAAUUUAAUAUGUGUGCAUAUAUGAGAGACGGCCAGCCUGGCUAGGCUGAGGUCUCGCCUUGCGCUAGGUGAGAUCUAAGUCAAAUUGGAUAGAAUUUCCCAUAUGAAGGCUUUAUCUCGCCUGACCAUGAAGGACAUUCUCUGCCGGUUUUGACCUAUAAUAGGGAGCUUAAAAUACACCAAAUCUACGACGCGGACGUGACGAAAAACUGCCGCUAUUAUCACAGUUUCACUUCACGGGUAAAAACUAUGGAUUGUUGUUGGUAAACGAAGCCAGGGACACGAGAAAAACAAAGUAAAACUAGCUAGUCUCCCAUUAUUAGCGACUGUUUUUUGGUCGCAUCCGCGUCGCAGAUUUGGUGAAUCUUAAGCUCCCUAAUAUUGUAUUGAACGGCAUGGUUGGAAAAAUACAAACAUAAAAUAAACAUCAAUGAACUUAAACAGACACUAUUAACGACGUAAUACCAAGUACAGUUUAGUUGUACGGAUUUUGAUGCUGCAGUUAGGCUUAUAUCAGUCGUGUAUAUAUUCUCCAAUAUAUCGUAUCACAAUCGAAUGAAGCUAAUUUCAUCCAUUAUCUAGAGAGUGCAGCACUGUCACUCAGGCUAUUGGUAUGAAGGCCUUGGCUACACUCCUCUGUUGAAAUUCAGUCCCACAGCUUCAUUGGUCGCCUCGUAUUUUCUUGACGGCGUAGGACUAAGUCCAACUGAUAAUAACUGGGAAGAUACCAAUGUUAAAGAAAAGCUGGAACAAGGUAACCUGUCGAUCUGAUGAGAAAAAAAGAAUUCAACUACCAGUUUGCGUGCGGGCGUUGCAUAGAAACACCUGCUUUGCCCAAUCGUAUUCUUGCAACUCCCCUCUCGUUCAAUGUAUCAGUAAAGCUUGUAAAUUGGUUAGGUGAAAGCUUUGUUAAAUACGGGGGAUACAAAGAUAUACCAACAUGUGAAGAUGAACAGUAGCACUUUAGCUCGUCACAUAGCUAAGUGUCCACGGAAUUUUUCCCUGAUUGUAGCUUCUGCACUGAAGCUCGGUGGUCAGAGCGCUGUAGCGGAGCCGCAGGUACGAUUUCUGGCGUAAGGCAUAUUAUACCGCAGGCUUCCCAUUUACUGUUGGGAGUUUCGGAACACUAAUUUCGACUGUUUUGGCUGCCCCUACUUUUGAGUAGGGUUAGCCAGAACAGGGGCAGCCAGAACAGUCGUAUAUAACUGUCUCAGUCAGAACAGUUAUAUCAUAGGCAGCCCAAUGUUAUGGGUUGCCUGCCUGCCUGCGCGCGGGCGAGGCAUUGUAUAGUUGUAUUAUUUCCUAAGGUAGGCAAAUUCAAUCAAACUAACGAUACAUAUACUUUCAAACAAUCCAAAAUACUUCAAAUAUCUUUACAUCUACGCUAAACUAAUCACGGAAAUAAAAUCUACGAUACUUUUACUAUAUACUAACAAUAUUUUAACGUACAAAACAAAUUUGUAAUGAGAGAAAAAUACGAAAAAAUUUUGCAUUUUUUUUUUCAAUUCUUGAAUGAGACGAUGCUGGAUUUGCGCUCGACGUUGUUGAUGGCGUUUCAAAUGACGAAUUUCUAAUCUCAUUGGCUGUCAUUUUUACGGUUUUAAAACGUAGAAAAAGACAGCCAAUGAGAUUAGAAAUUCGUCAUUUGAAACGCCAUCAACAACGUCGAGCGCAAAUCCAGCAUCGUCUCAUUCAAGAAUUGAAAAAAAUGCAAAAACUUUUCGUAUUUUUCUCGCAUUACAAAUUUGUUUUGUACCUUAAAAUAUUGUUAGUAUAUAGUAAAAGUAUCGUAGAUUUUAUUUCCGUGAUUAGUUUAGCGUAGAUGUAAAGAUAUUUGAAGUAUUUUGGAUUGUUUGAAAGUAUAUGUAUCGUUAGUUUGAUUGAAUUUGCCUACCUUAGGAAAUAAUACAACUAUACAAUGCCUCGCCCGCGCGCAGGCAGGCAGGCAACCAUAACAUUGGGCUGCCUAUGGUUAUAUGACCGUUUUCGGUUCGAUUCUGUUAGUGUUCCGAAAAUCCCUCCGAACAGUAAAUGGAGCAGCCUGCUGCAUUGAAAUAAUGCGCAAUUGCUGGCGUUACCGCUGCAUGGUACGAUAAUCGAAACAUAGAAUGGAGCAAAGGUAACCAAACAUUCAAAUUAUAUAUUUUCAGCCGAAGUCAGACCGUUCUUUCAUCCUGAUUCCGACGAUGGCAUAGCAUUUUGUUUUCGACCUGACGUCAUGGAGGAAGAAGAAUUGAAACAGUUCCCGGAAUUUGGAAGGUAAGUUGAAUGUGACAAAUCUUGCUGCCGAUGUCAUUUGGUAUAUGUUUAAACGUUCAAUGCCUUUCACAUCUGAGAUCGUAGAUUCUCGCUGCGGACUCGUGACAUUUAUUUGAAAAAGAGUCAGUCAACGCUCUACCUAAAGUCGUUGGAUUUUCUUCGGGUUCUCCGGUUUCCUCCCACAGGGAAUGUUGACAAGCUGCGUUGUGAUUUUAGCCCUAACUGACCCUUCCACCGUAGCUGUGCUCCGUGAUCAGACACGAGUCAUAAGGUGGCUGCCAGAGUCGUCCUUAGAGAGCCUUCGACUCGAUCAGGUUGAGCUGCGUCCUUCGUAAUUCAGCUUAGCUCUCAGCUGCAAGUAAGGGUGUACAUUCCCAUUUCUCAUUUGUGUUUAGAAUCCAGAACAGAUUCUUGGCAUUAAGAAACUUAAUUUUGACACUUUGGAGUUUGAACUACAAGGUAUUGUAUUGAACAAAAAUCCUGUAUACUCCUGAGCGUAUACUCAUAUAUACACAGUUAUUUCAAUUAACGUUGUCCACGAGCAAAGCGGAAAAGUCGAAUACGAGCGCGAAAGGCUGCUGGGAAUCGCUUUGAAAAUAUAUAUAUACAUAUAUACCAUAUAUAUAUAUAUUUGGUAUAUAUAUACCACAUAUAUAUACCAAAAUCCAGUAUACUCAUCAUUAUUGUACAGUCCUUUACCUUUUCAGCAAAUCCUAACCCUUGACCAAUGUGUGAACCACUUAAUCCUUCGAGGCCUGGCACGGAUUUCCAUUAUUCCCCAACUGGAAAGAGUUCUAAGAUACCUCACAGUCAAAGGGUAUAUCAACUAUGGCAUCUUACAAAGUACUCCUUAUAUAUCGUUCCCAAUAUCUAACGCUUGUACGGUAAGUAGCGCAGGGUAUGAUGUUAGUAGAUCAUGUGGCGUCAACAUGAAAUAGCUUCGGUAUAUAGGAAUCUUUUAUUUGAAGUUAAGUCCUUUCUUCAAAAACACUAACUGAAGAAUUACUAGAACCAAAAUAACUUCCAUGUUUAUCAUGUUGUGCCGUCCACCCCUCCGCGUCCCCCGCCUAUAAGAGCCCCCCUUGUUAUCAAUCCAAUUCUACAUCACUGGCGCAGGGGUGGUAUAUAUAGUACAUGGUUAUUGUACAUCUGUUUAUAAUAAUAAUAAUAAUAAUAAUAAUAAUAAUAAUAAUAAUAAUAAUAAUAAUAAUAAUAAUAAUAAUAAUAAUAAUAAUAAUAAUAAUAAUAUGUUUUCUUUUAAUAAUAAUAAUAUUUUAUUGAGGGAGUUCAUUCAUCCCAAGAUGCUUUUCAAUGAAGCCGAAUCUAGCGUCGUCUGCAACUCUCGUAACUCCGUCCCCGUUUGAUCCGGGCUUAAAGCAAAUUUGCCUCAAGCUUGUGCCAGCUUAUGCCAAAUAUUGUGUUGAAUAUUUUUAGAGUUCACAUGUCAUAGUCAUUGGAGCCGGGGCUUCUGGACUGGGAACUGCAAAACAGCUUCAUAAUUUUGGAAUGAAGGUAUAAAUUAACUAUAAUAAUGAUGAAUUUUUUUUCUUUCUGUGUUGGUGUAAUGCACUCAGAUGAAUAUGAUGCUUGUGAUGUUACUCUGAGUGUAUAUCCACACCGGGCAAGCUUGAAAAAUAUGCCUGACCACGGUGGGAAUCGAUCCUACGACCUUUGGAAUACUAGCCCUAUGCUCUGCCAACUGAGCUACGCGGUCAGGUCGGCUCGAGUACGCGACACCUUGGAACUGAGUCUAGUUCCUUCGACAUCGAUGUAAUCUAGUAAUAAUUUUUUUCAUUAUGUAUUGGCGUAUUUGUUGUUGGCAGAGCAUUGGUCUCCAAAGGUCGUAGGUUUGAUUCCCACCGUAGUCGAAUUGGAUUCCGAUGGUCGUAGGUUCGAUUCCCACCGUGACCAGGCAUAUUUUCCAAGCUUACCCGGUGUGGAUAUACACUCAGAGUAACAUCACAAGCAUUAUAAUAAUGAUAUUGCAACAGUGAAAAUAGUAAUGUUGGUGCAUCGUCUGGCCAAUCCUUGUUCCCUAGGUAACAGUGUUAGAAGCCCGAGAUCGUAUUGGUGGUCGUGUCUGUGAUGAAACUAUCGAGAAGGUUACUGUGGGCAAAGGAGCACAGAUUAUGAAUGGUUGUAUGAACAAUCCCAUGGCAGUCAUUGUCAAACAGGUGGGGAAAUGCUGGUUCAUAAUAAUGUUAUUCACUUAAUGCGACCUAAAUCCGAUUUCCUGCAAUAUGUGUUCUCUGAAUAUAAUUUUACCUCGGUCGCUCAUGUGAAGUGCGUAUUUAUUUAGAUUCAGCCAUUUGAACACCGUAGGUUUUCUCUUCGUCCUCUGGUUUUCUUCUGCGGGUACACUGUCCAAUAUUAAACCAUUCAAAAUUGAACAAUACUUCAAUAUCAUUUCUGUUUUGUCCGAAGUGUGGUCUGACAAUGAAGUGUAUUGGUGACAAGUGUGACUUGUUGGAGGAAGAUGGUAAAGUCAUUGAUAUGGAAACGGAUGAGAGAGGAGAUUUUCAUUUUAAUGCUUUGUUGGAUGCCGUCGCUGACUGGAGAAAACAGUCUGAUACCGACUGCUCCUUGGGAGGUAUGCUUAACUGACCUUAUAUUGGAGAGCUCUGACUAUCAGUUCUAAACUGUUCUCCCUUACGAGUCAUUUCUUAUUGACCCAGUGUUACUACAGGAGGAAACCUAAACUAAACUAAUUGAAUUGAAUUGAUUUAAUAUAUAAUAUUUAUAUUGGAUAGCUCUAUCAGUUCUAAACUAUAGAUGUCCAGUAAGAGUCUUGUAUAUUAAGUGUUACUACAGGAGGGAACGAUUAAGUGCCACUACUGGAGGAAACCUAAACUAUACUGGAUAGCUCUAUGAUUUCUAAACUGUUCUCCCUAGAGGUCCAGUAAGGGACAUUUCUUAUCGAUCCAGUGUUACUAUGGGAGGAAGGCUAAACUAUAUACUAACUUUAUUCGUACUGAAUAGCUUUAUCUGUUCUAAACUGUUCUUCCUAGAGAUCCAGUAAGAGUGACCUCUUUUUGACCAAGUGAUACUGCAGGAGGAAAUCUAAACUAUAUCAACUUCAUUUAUACUUAAUAGCAAUAUCAGUUCGAAAUUGUUCCCUCCAGCAUCGGUUACAAAGAUGGAAGGCACAUAUUCUAACCGUUAUGUUACCAACUCCCUUAUUUCUGUUGAAUAGUUUUGUUCAUAUUUGUUUAGACAAACUUUUGGAAAUUCAUAAAAUGUUUCUGGAUCAAACUGCAACGGAUUUUGCAGAGGUACUAGACUGGCAACUAAGACAAUAAUGAAACAGAAAUAGAAUGUUACUCUGAGUGUGCAUCCACACCGGGCAAGCUGAAAAGUUUGCUUGACCACGGUGGGAAUCGAACCCGCGACCUUUGGGAUACUAGUCCAACUCGUAGCUCAGUUGGUAAAGCAUUGGUAGAGAAUCUAUUUUUCCAGUUGUCUGGUUGAAAAUAAAUUUUAUUUUCAAAUGUUUUGAAACAAUAUACACAAACCAAAACAGCGGACCAAGCUGUGACCUAAGGUUAGCGCCAGUAGCGUAGCCAGCCUGCUUACUCCUGCUAUGUAAAUUUCAAAGCAUUAUUCAUUUCUUUAGGAAUUCAUUGUUUUUACAGUCUAUGAACACAGAAAUAUUUGCAUAGCAGGAGCAAAUAGUCAGGCUGGCUACGCCACUGGUUAGCGCUGAUCCAGCUUUGAACAACCGGCCCCUGUUUACCCCCUCGUCCACCUUACCAGAUCACACUGGAUCCAUCCUGGAGUUUUAGCAGGAUUGCCUGAACCCAGACAUUUUCCACAAAAGUGAUAAAUAUGUUUUCCUUAUUUUAAUCCAAUUCCAGCCAUCGGAGCGUCUCUUAAAUUUCCACCUCGGAAACCUGGAGUACGCAUGCGCUACAACACUGGAACACGUGUCUGCCCUGUCGUGGGACCAGAACGAAUCAUUUCCUCAGUUUCAAGGCAAUCAUACUGUACUCACUCAUGGAUAUGCAACUAUCUUACAACGUCUCGCUGAAGGACUUGAUAUUCAUUUGGGUGCUGAGGUAUCAAAGCAUGAAAAUGACUUAACCAACAAAAAUCUCACAUCUUGUAGCAAGUCUGCCAACAAGCCAUCAACAAGUUGUGUUCGCACUGCUUGUCCCAAAUUGUCAACAAGUUUGGAACAACCUGUUAAUAACUUGUAACAACCUUGUUGAUACUAUCAGACUUGUUGCAAGGUUGCUUCAACAAGUCCGAUACACUAUCAUGAUAUAACAGUAUUGUUACAACCUUGUGUGAUCAACCUUGUAACAUUCUUGUUAUAUCAUGACUGUAUCAGACUUGUCAGAACAACCUUGCAACAAGUCUGAUAAUGCCAUCAACCUUGUUACAUGUUGUUAACAGCUUGUUCCAAACUUGUUACGACAACUGGGAACAAGCAGUGUGAACACAGGCUGUCAACAAAUUGUGACCAGAUUUGUAACAACUUGUUUUUGCAGACCUGCAACAACUUGUGCGUUUUUACGCGUGUACACAAGCUGUCGACAAGUUGUGUUCGCACUGCUUGUUCCCAGUUGUGAUAACAAGUUUGGAACAAGCUGUUAACAACUUGUAACAAGCUUGACGGCAUUUUCAGACUUGUUACAAGGUUGUUCUAACAAGUCCGAUACAGUCGUGAUAUAACAAGAAUGUUACAAGGUUGUUCUAACAAGUCUGAUACAGUGAUGAUAUAACAAGAAUGUUACAAGGUUGACGACACAAGGUUGUAACAAUAUUGUUACAUCAUGACUGUAUCAGACUUGUUGGAGUUACUACAACUGUUAACAAGUUGUUCCAUACUUGUUGACAACUUGGGACAAGCAGUGCGAACACAACUUGUUGACGGCUUGUUGACAGCCUUGCUACAAGAUGUGAGAUUUCUGCGUGUGAAAUACAGUAUCUCCAUUUUUAACAAUCUAUCUCUAAUUGGUUUGUUAUGUAUUUUCAGGUGACAUCAAUCGAUUACUCCACCAAGACCAUUUCAGUAUCCACAAGAGACGGAAGAAUGUUUAUUGGUGACAAGGUAUUUAAUAACGGUUUUGACGAGGAACAGGAUACAGUGUGUUGUAAGAUUUAUAUAAUUUUAUGCUUUCAUGUUUUCUAGGUUGUUGUGACUGUUCCACUUUCAUUGUUGAAAUCUGAGAUUAUUUCAUUUACUCCACCAUUGCCAACGAAGAAGACAGAUGCAAUCAAAAGACUUGGAGCUGGAUUGAUAGAGAAGGUGAGAAUUAUACUGAUGAAUCCUGGAGAAAGCCAAUGUAUGAUUCGAGCUAUAGACUAAAUUUUGAUCUAGGCAAGAAGAACAAAAUCCAUCACCACAGUUAGAAAGAGCAUGUUAAAAUUAGUAAAAUUGCAAAGUUUGCUUGCGAAAUGUUGUAAAAUGCGGAAAAUAGAGCCCUGCGAAAUUUGCAAAUUUUGUAUUAAUUUGUAUUACGCGCACGGGAAAAUACACCACUUUCGGCCCAUAUGUGGUGCAUUUUCCCGUGCGUAAUACAAAAUUUGCAAAUUUCGCAGGGCUAUAUUUUCCGCAUUUUACAACAUUUCGCAACCAAACUUUGCAAUUUUACUAAUUUUAACAUGGUUCUACUAGCUGUGGUGAUGGGUUUUGUUCUUCUUGCCUAAUCCUCAUUUUACAACAUUUCGCGGCCAAAAUUUGCCAUUUGACUAAUUUUAACAUGGUUCUACUAGCUGUGGUGAUGGAUUUUGUUCUUCUUGCCUAAAUCAAAAUUUAGUCUAUAUAGCUGGAAUUGCCUAUAUUGAGAGAUGUCGUUGUUUUAGGUGAUCCUGUCGUUUCCCGAGUGUUUCUGGGGCAAGUGCUCCGCAAAAACUGGUACGUUUGGACAUAUUCCUAACUCGAAAGAUACGAGAGGCUUUUGUGGAAUAUUUUAUGAUUUAUCACCCAAGGUAUGUUUAUACGAAUAUUCAACAAUUAUUCUUCAUACUCGAGUCGUAUAUGAGCUGCUGAUAACUUUUUCAAUCGCUACUUCGAACAUUCCUGUAAAGCUUGAAAUUUUUAUAGAAUUUAGAAUUUUUUAGACAAAACAAGUGCUUCAUGACAUUGCUUCAAUAAAGAAUAUAAAGAGUUUUUGCUUUUAGAUUUUUCAAAAAAAUUAUAUUCUGUCAAUGUCUUCAUCUUCGCUCUUUCGGCAUUAGUUUUUUCAAAAAUAUAUCCUUUAACUGGUUUAAAUAUAAAUUGCUAACCUGUAAAUAAUUUCCGGGAGCUUUUUUCAUUGUGCUUUUGUUCCUAUUAAGGCUAUAAAAAAUGAAUAACUUGCUGUUUUCUUGUUCGCAAAACUCCGGUAAUUCUUGAGCCGCCAUCUUGCUUUUUCUAAUAGCAGGGAAUCAGAUUACAAGAUCGUUAGUUUCGUUACUUUUGCCAAGAGCUUCAAUUUUAACAACGUUCUCUUUUUCUCGAAGAAUACCUCAGACAAACAGAAAAAAACCAGUCAUGUCUUGAUGACAGUUUUGGCCGGAAAUGCCGCCAUCGAAGCACAAAAAAUGGAAGACAAGGAGAUCGUUGAUCGAUGUUUGAAAUUAUUGAAAUCCAUGUUUCCCAACGAGGUAUGUAAGCACAGUAUAUUUCAGACGUAACGGUCCAGUGUAGGUAGCGCCUGGGCUGUGCCAGUGUAAGCCGUAGGUGGCGAUGAUAGCAAGACAGCACAGGUAAGUUAGCCUGACCAUGGUGGGAAUCGAACACGCGACCUUUGGGAUACUAUAGUCCAAUGCUCUGCCAACUGAGCUACGAGGUCAAGUCGGUUCGAGAUGUAUGUAUGUAUGUAUGUAUGUAUGUAUGUAUGUAUGUAUGUAAACGUUUAUUUAAAAGCAAGAAGGGAAAAAAAAACGACGCUAGCCUCAUCAGCUACAAGCUGGUUUCCAUGAGAGGCGUCGGAACACACUUGAAUAAAUAAAGUAACUUACAAGAAUAUUUACAAGAUAUUUACAAGAUUACGAGAAAAUAAGUAAGUUAUGUAUCAAGACUAUUAAUAUUCAUUUUAAAGGUAUAUUCAGAUUGAGCUAGUUUUGCUUGCAAAGGGAGGCUAUAAGUUUAUAUAGGUUAUAAGUUUCGCCCCGCUAAAUUUAAAGUCCCAUAAGGGAGAACAGUAAUCAAAAUAUGGCUGUAUAAGGGCGUUAUAAAUCAAUCUCAUAGUUUCAAUAGGGACAAACGGCUUGAUUCGUUUCAUAACUGUUAUUCCAGCGCCCAUAUUUUCUCAAUAUGUUUGUCCCAGAGUAAUCUUUUCGGAACUGAGUCUAGUUCCUCUGAUAUCAAUGUAUUCUAAGAUAUGAUACUUUUUGUGUGUGUUGGUGUUGUGUACUCAGGUGAAUAUGUUUGUUAGUGGUGUUACUCUGAGUGUGUAACACCACACCUCAGCUUGCCCAGUGUGGAUGCACACUCAGGGUAACACCACCAACAAUCAUAUUCACCUGAGUACAUAACACCAACACACACAAAAACAGUCAAAAGUAGCAUAGGUAAAUUUUAAGUUUUGAAGGAGUUGAAAUGUUUGAGGUGUUAAACACUGAGUAAUAUGUAAUAUGUAAUAUUUAUAUUUAAACAGGAAGCCUAAUCAGUGAUCUACACUGUUAUCAACUAGGGUCCUGUAUCUACAAUAAUUACAAAAUAAUUAAGACUAAGAUAAAUAAGAAUAUGUACUACAGGUUAAAAGCUAGUAAAGUUCAAUGUUCCAAUAAGAAACUCUAAUUAAACAUCUAAAAAGUUCUGUAACUGAGUCACUUACAAAUCCUUCAAAACUUAGAAUUUACCAAUAUGUAAAAUUUCUUCUGUGAUCACAGAAACUUUGAUAGCGCACAUCAGCCUUUAUUGUAGUUGAAAUCCUGAUCUAGAAUAAUACCAAGCAAUCUGUUGAAAACAGUGUAAUUAUACCUUGAUUACAUUUCGAGUUCAUCGCGUCCAACAAGUGUAGGGUGGACUCUGCUGAUGCUGCGAAAUUCGAGACCGGAAUUUAAUGUAAAAAAUUACCAACUCGCAAAAUCUCGUACGACAUUUUUAUUGUACUGUAACCAUCUUCAAUCUUGUAGACGGUUCCAGACCCUCUGAAGAGCAUCGUUACCCGUUGGGGAAAGGAACCAUUUUCCAAAAUGGCGUACUCGUACGUUGCAAAAGAUGGUAAUGGUGAAGACUACGUUACACUAAGUGAAGAUGUCGAGAAAAAAGUUUAUUUUGCCGGAGAGGUGAGGUUUUUUAUUGCACUCUUCUGUGGAAACACCACGUAAAUUUAUCACUGCAAAGCUUUCGAUCCGUAAGCCCAUAUUAUAAGCUCAUAUUAUUAGCACUGAUGAAGAUCCGGGCUUACGGAUCGAAAGCUUUGCAGUAAUACAUUUUCGUGGUGUUUCCACAAACUAAAUUAUUGUAUGUUUUAUCGCCAUGCAAACUUAUGCAAAGAACGAAUUACAAACUAGCUAUCCAGUAUAAAUACAGUUGGUUUUAUCUUUAGUUUAUCCCUUCUUCUUUCACAGGCAACGAACAGACAGUUUCCUCAAACCGUGACGGGAGCUUACCUGAGCGGAGUACGAGAGGCUUGCAAGAUUCACACGGACUUGGAAGAGGAGACCCAAAGUUAA